UAGUACCAAUCCAAAUUUUUUUAAAAAAAAAAGAUCGAUGACUAAUCGUACUUUAGUAAUGCUGAUAUUAGUAAUAACGUACGGUAGUAUCGCGGUUAAAGGAAGCAAUGGUCAUCCUUGUAGCAGCACAUUCUUUUCAGCGUUGAUUCAGCUGAUACCUUGUAGGGCAUCGGUGGUUCCGUUCAGUUCGGUACCACCGAGCGAAGCGUGCUGCGCUUCGAUCAAGGCUUUAGGGCAGCCAUGUCUCUGUGUUCUUAUCAAUGGCCCUCCUAUUUCUGGUGUUGAUCGAAACAUGGCCGUACAGCUUCCUGAUAAGUGCACUGCCAACUUUGAACAAUGUGAAUUUGGAAAGUAGGAGAUACUAGAUUGAUUCUAGUAGGUGUGGUGAAGAAGAAGUCUAUAGAUCAAUAAAUAUGUGCAGGGGAGCUUAGCAACUCUGAACAAUUAGAAAUAUUUACUAAAUCAAAUUAAGUGUUUACUUAAUUGUUAUAAUAAUUUAUUUAGCUUGCCUUAAUAUCCUUGUUAUUGUAAUAAUGGCCAACAUUAAUAUUAUGUAAUGCAAAAUGGUCGCUUAGAAAUGGUAAUUAAACAUUACUCAUUAGAACUUAGUGAAUAUUUAUCAUUUUGGUGUCA
Messenger RNA from Solanum pennellii, 633 nucleotides. RefSeq names its product protein LIM1. Gene Ontology annotation, molecular function: fatty acid binding. NCBI's taxonomy places the organism in Eukaryota, Viridiplantae, Streptophyta, Magnoliopsida, Solanales, Solanaceae. The transcript has 2 exons. The record is from RefSeq and is a predicted model, not a curated record. The coding region runs from base 38 to 355 and encodes 105 amino acids. Gene Ontology annotation, biological process: systemic acquired resistance.